Seminavis robusta is the source of this 1482-nucleotide messenger RNA. NCBI's taxonomy places the organism in Eukaryota, Bacillariophyta, Bacillariophyceae, Naviculales, Naviculaceae. The record is from the annotation of a GenBank genome assembly.
AUGAAGCUUCAUCUACAUUCGCUUGUUGCUGUAUUGCUUGGCCUUCCUUUGGUUUGGGGAGACAGCUUUGAUGAUAAGGCCAAUGAGCUUCUUGCAUCCACCAAAGUGCGAGGAUUUGUGGUGGCAAUCAAAGUUCCCGAAAAGACUGAUCCAGUGAUUCGAGCCUACGGAAAGAUCUCGGCCGCCUCAAAUGCUGAUGCUGUCACAAUCGACACAGCAUUCAUGAUGGCUUCAGUCUCCAAGCCCUUUGCAGGAGCGGCACUCGCCAAAAUGAUUGAACAAGGAUUGAUCCAUCCGGAUGACGACAUAGAAGCCGUAAUUCCUGUUGGCUAUGGAGAGACCAACUAUCUGAACACAAGACAUAGAACCAGUCAAGUGACAUUUCGGCAUGUUGCAACGCAUCGCAGUGGCCUUCGCGCAGGGAUUCCUGAUGUGUUGGGUACCAGGGGAAAAGUUAACCCAAGCUAUGGUCCUACAGGUGCAUACUUCGGGACUGCUGUGGGCAAUCCUAGUUGCUCCAUGAUGAAAGAUGUCAAAGGAUUCUAUCGCGACUAUAUGGAAGACGGGGCACCGGAUACCACCGUUGGGAGGGCAGAUCUAUCCGUCUAUCCCGGAGGUACUUUUGAUUGGUACACCAAUGCCGAUGGGGCCAAUGCCUGGUCCGCAAAUGCAGCCGGAGCCACCAGCACCUACUCCAACUUUGGGAUUGGAUAUAUUGCUGCUCUGGUAGAGCACAAGACAGGAAUUAGUUUUAGUCAGUACUGUAACACAAACUUGUUUGGUCCUCUUGGCAUGACAAACACAAAAUGGCACCGGGAUGAGUUGCCAACGACCACCCAACAGGCAAUUCCAGUUCAGUCGAAUGGAGAUGGUACAUACCUUGACGUUGGGCACUAUUGCUUCAUUGAUUAUGCAAGUGGGCAACUUUACACCACCGCCAAUGAUGCUGCCAAGUGGGGGAAUGAAAUGCUCUCCAAGGGUACUACAACACUUUGGUCAUCGGCAACCGCGGCACACGUGUUUGGGUGUCAGGAGGUUGACGCAACUGACUCACUACUACCAGAGGCAGACUGCGAAUUCUCCUUGGUUUGGGAGUAUCUAGGAGCUGCCAAGAAAGACAAUCAGAUUGCUGCAAAUAGCUGGAUGGCAGCUUUCCAGAACUAUGAUUGGACAGACAGUGUUCAGCAUGGAGGUGAGGAAGCAGGAAUAACAUCUCACUUUAUCAUCUUUCCCAGUGCAGGCGCAUAUGGUGUUGUCAUGAUAAACUCAGCUGGCAAGAAUGAAAUGGAUACCAUUGCUGCAGAAGCACCUAAAACUAUUCUUGGAGCUCUUUUCCCAGAGGCCCCAAAUCCCCAGACAUCAACACCUAGCCCAGCUCCUGGCCCUCCCUGCUUCCCCGCUUCCUUGUACACAUCAGUCAUUACACAAGCAACCCACCUUGUGGACUCGGCAGCGCUGGCUUUUUCCGGGUUCUGGGCCUGA